Molecule: messenger RNA, 1934 nt
Organism: Tyto alba (common barn owl)
Lineage: Eukaryota; Metazoa; Chordata; Aves; Strigiformes; Tytonidae
Gene: MED9
Product: mediator complex subunit 9
Exons: 2
Coding region: 16-384 (122 amino acids)
Biological process (GO): regulation of transcription by RNA polymerase II
Cellular component (GO): mediator complex
Molecular function (GO): transcription coregulator activity
Source: RefSeq, a predicted model, not a curated record
CGGCCGGGCUCCGCCAUGGCCUCGGGGGCCGCCGCCGCCGCCCGCGCCGCCGAGGAGCCGCCGCCGCCCGAGCCGCCCGCCGAGCAGAAGCCGCCGCCGCCGCCGCCGCCGCCCCCCGCGCAGGAGGAGUUCUCCUUCCUGCCGCUCGUCCACGACAUCAUCAAAUGCAUGGACAAGGACAGCCAGGAUGUUCACCAGGUGCUGAAUGAGCUCAAGAACAAAUUCCAGGACAUGAGGAAGCUGAUCAGCUCCAUGCCCGGCAUCGGCGUGAGCCCAGAGCAGCAGCAGCAGCAGCUGCAGAACUUGCGGGAGCAGGUCCGGACCAAAAAUGAGCUGCUGCAGAAAUACAAGAGCCUCUGCAUGUUUGAAAUCCCCAAGGAGUAGGAGCUCAGCUCUCUGGGUCCGAGAUGCCUCCUCUUCUGGCUGAACAGGAGAGGAAAAGGUGGCGGAAGUUUGCUUUUCUUUCUUUUAUGCUUUUUUGGUCUCAUUGCUCUGAAGUUGUGUCUGUGUGGAUCACAGGCGUGUGACACUGAACCAGAACACUGUGUGCUUCACGUAUGAUGUUUACAGCGGUACAUUCACUUUGAUCUGCUGUAGGACUGUGCAUUUAUGUAUGCAUCUCUUCUGUUUUCUCUUGGGGUGGGGUUGGGUAUUUUUUUUACAUUCAAACAAGCAGGAGACGUUAUGUUUUCUCCUCACUAAGGGUCAAAGUACCUGCUAGUUAACUUCAAUGAGAAAAAAGGAGGCAUUUUCUGCAAUUUUUUUCACUUAAAUGUGGCCAAACUUCAAGGAGGGGCAUAAGAGGGAAGCAUGAGCUGUUUGGCCCUGCUGCUGGAAAGGGUCUCUGGGGCGCUUUCCAGUCUGCGUGUGUCGAAAGAGGAAUAAUUGCUUUCAAUUACUUUUGUAUUUCUCUCUCUCUUUUUAAACAAGUGAUGGUUGUGUCUGAGUUGAGUGAAGAUUUAGAAAUUCCAAACUACCCCUCUUGUGUAUUCACUGAGUGGAUGUGGGCUGAGCAGGGGCAGGACUUUGGCAGCACAGAGGCCGCGCGUAGCCUGGGCCCAGCUCCUGUGUCUCUACAUGGCUUUUUUGGAAGUGGCGUGACUUGGGAAAGCAAAGCAGAGACUGCCAGGGGAGUGGAUUUUGGUAGGGUUUGGGUGCAUAAGCCUUGGGCGAGCGCAGCUUGCUCUUAAAGCAGAGGAAGGGCAAGCAGAAUCAAACCAAAGGGCAUAAAUGACAAGAGCUUUUAGUUAUUCCAUAUGUGACAGAAGUCAGGCUCAACAGGACGGGUCAGUUCCACAUCCGAAGUGCUCCAGGGGCUUCCCACAAACACGAGCGUUGGAGCUGCUUGAACAUUUGCCAACAGCUGAUGGAAAGCUCUUGAAUGUUGUAUCGCAUUUAGACAGAUCCCAGGGCUCCCUGCCCUCUGUCCCUCUGCGAGCUGUUACGGUGGCAGAUGACAACCUGGUAAGCAGCCCUGCAUCUCGCCAACUCACAAAGGUGAAGCAGGACCUUGAAUCUUCUCACAGUUCUCUGAACUGUGCUGGAAGAUGGUGAAGGUCAGUAGUGGAAGAAAUGAAAAACCAGCUAGCGAGUACAGGAUGUGUUGAGAACCAGCAUCUGAGGGUGGGCAGCACUCAUGCCCUCAAAAAAAGAGAAGUGAGGUCUGUUUGGAAAGGAUUUUUCCUUUCCUAAACCAAAAGGCAAGUAAUUCUGCUCGUUGGGAGCUGAGGUGGUUGCAACUCACCUGUAGCAGAGAUUACUCUGUCCCUGCUGGAAUACUUCACUAGUACUUUCUUUGGGAAGGUGCCAGUGUGUAAACUCUGAGUAAAGCAGAACACCAAGAUAAACAAAGCACAAUGUACGCUCUUUAUUACUGAAAUUACCUUUCUGCCAGCCAUUGCCUGUCUCAGGUCAAUAAAUUCUUGUGUCUCAUG